UAAACUCCUCUCUUUCCCCUGUCUCCCCAUCCAUCUCACCAAAUCUGGGGAGGUAAGAAGACAGCUAACUAGUGGCAAUGAUACAGGAAAUACUUCUACUCCUGCUGCUGGCAGUCAGGGCCUCACCAGUGUUGAAGGCUGAGGUGUCAGUACUGGAGGGAAGCUCUGUGACCCUUCUCUGUGGAUACUCUGUGAAGGAUCACAGGUUGUGAGAGGAACCUAAUGAAAGGAGUUAAUUUUGGGAUAAAUAAUAUGGAUCAAUCGCCGCCAUUCGUAACUAAUGCAAGUCAGUGCAGGCAGAAAUGCACCGAACAUUACAAUUGCCAGUACUUCACAUUUGUUGGGAAAGAAGCAGGAAUAAAUAACCUAAAUAACAGACACUUAUGUUUUCUGAUGGCCUCAACUGAUGAUAUGCCUGUCACAAUACAAUACCUUGAACAUGCAACCUCAGGCUACUCCCUGAAAAACUGCAGUGGUAUCAUCACCUACUCAGCCAAAAAGUACAGCCUGGUCCUUGAGGAGAAAAACUGGACCGAAGCACAAGAGUACUGCAGACAACACUACACAAACCUGUCCAUCAUACACACAGAAGAGGAUUGGAAGGCAAUUCAAACAUCUUUGGGUGAUUUCAGUGGUGAUGUGUGGAUUGGGCUCCAUAGGUCUGGUCCAACUGAAAAGUGGAAGUGGUCUGAUGGAGAGGACUUCAUGUUCUUUAACUGGGAAAAGGGUUUUGGUGUCCACACUGAGGGUCAUGACUGUGUCUUGUCUAUUUCAUCUCACUGGCAACCAGUCUCUUGUGCAACUCAAAGACAGUAUAUGUGUCAACAAGAAGUUCAUCGUGGUAAUGGAACAACAGAGAAGGUGUAUGAGCUGAUGCCUGGGACAAAGACGCAGAAGGAUGCUCUGAAAGACUGCAAGAGCAAAAGCAGAGAUCUGGCAAGUAUCCUGAACCAGAAAGAACAGGAAGCCUUUGAUGAGGUGACUGAAGGGGACACCUGGAUUGGACUUGAGCACCACAGCAACACACUAUGGGAAUGGUCAAAUGGAGAACCAUUUCAGCAAUGGGAAAACACCCGCGUAGAUGGAAACUGUGUACAGCUGAACAGAAAAUGGAGACCAAAAGAUUGCUCUAGUCAAAGUGCUUUCCUUUGCUAUGGAGAUGAACAUCCACUUAACAACACCGGGGAUUUAAACACUCCUGUUACACCUGAAACCACCAGCCCUACUCAACUGGACCUCCGUCUACAGAAAUGUUUACCACAACACCUACCACCUCACCAACUACCACUACUAAUGGACAGUCCACCACCUCACCAACUACCACUACUAAUGGACAGUCCACCACCUCACCAACUACCACUAGUAAUGGACAGUCCACCACCUCACCAACUACCACUACUAAUGGACAGUCCACCACCUCACCAACUACCACUACUAAUGGACAGUCCACCACCUCACCAACUACCACUAGUAAUGGACAGUCCACCACCUCACCAACUACCACUAGUAAUGGACAGUCCACCACCUCACCAACUACCACUACUAAUGGACAGUCCACCACCUCACCAACUACCACUACUAAUGGACAGUCCACCACCUCACCAACUACCACUACUAAUGGACAGUCCACCACCUCACCAACUACCACUACUAAUGGACAACUGACCUCAUCAGGUUUCACCUCCCCAAACAGUCAGCCAACAUCAUCCCCCAGUAGUACAACUUCUCCACUCCAUCCUAAUUACCUGCACUUCUUCAACGAGUCCAAGAGCUGGAUCAAUUCCCUGAAGUUCUGUAAAAGUCGUGGCUCCAAGUCUAAUCUGGUGCAAAUCACCAACCAGACUGUGCAUGCUGACGUGACCCAGCUCAUUGCCAAUGUGGAGCUGGCAUGUGGGGGGGUGUGGAUUGGUCUGGAGCGGUCCAUCUUUGAGUGGAGCGCCCCCUGGCUGUGGACCAGUGGUGAUGUUGAUAAGGUGGUGAAGUACAGCGAGUGGCACAGCUGCUUCCCCCUCAACCCCAUCAAUUACCAUUGUGGUAAGAUGGUCCGGGUUGGUAACGGAGAACUGAAGUGGCUGGAUGCUUCCUGUCAUCAGGAAUUACCCUUCAUAUGUCAAGAUCUCCACUAGAGGGCUCUACAUGGCAGCCUGGACAGUCUGCAGCCACCCAGGGUCUGGAAAGGGCCUGCAUUUCAAUUCAUUAUAUUAUUAAACCACUAUUACUAUUAUUAGAAUUAUUAUUACUAUUUUUAGUUAUCAUUUUUGCUAUUACAUGAUAUUACUUAAUGAUACUGUAUGUUUACUCAUAACCAUGGCUGUGACUUAACUGUACUAAUUUGAUUGUUUAAAAGUAGAGUAGAUUAAAGUAAAGAGAAUAUUAUUAAAAUUUAGUAUUUAGCUUUUGUGUGAUCACUGUAGCCUAUUGUUGGAGACAGCUACAUAGUUAUGACAAUAUUGGUGUUUCUUUAUGUAUGCAUUUCAUGCUAUAACUGUGACUUUUGUGAAAUUGACACUGCUGCACUGAUGGCCAUAUUGAUGCAACAAGGUGCCAUAAACUCAAAUCAACUGAACCAUUGAGCUUUGCAAAAACAUGCAUUGGAGACAUAAUCCCAUUUUCAUAAACAUUGUUUAAAUGAUAAGGUUUACAUAGGCUAUGGGUAACACUUAUUUUCAGUAGCCUAUCCUAAUAGAUUAAUGAGAUGAAUCACUCCCCUAUCGCAUCCCCCCUUCCACUCAGCACCCCCCAUGUCUGAGACAUCGUGCUCAGAAUAUAUUACCAGCUCUAUCUCUCUACUUACACUUCCCAUUUCACAGAAAUGUCGAGAGAGAGAAAGAUACUUUUGUUUAUUGUCUACUUCACUUGCUUUGUCAAUUUUAAUUUUAAAAUAAAGCCCUUGAAUUGAACUGAGUGAGAGAGAGAGACAGCAGCUCCCCUCUGUGCGCUCAGUCGGAGACAGUUACCGCGGAUUGUGCAGACAGAGAAAUCAGUCCAGUACUGAGAGCUCGUUUUAUUUACGGUAAAAAUGUCGGCCAGACCAGGCUACUAUCGGCAGGAGCUGAACAAGACUGUAUGGGAGGUUCCCGAGCGGUACCAGAACCUGACUCCCGUGGGCUCGGGGGCCUACGGUUCGGUAUGCUCAGCAUAUGACGUGCGGCUACGACAGAAGGUGGCGGUGAAGAAGCUGUCUCGGCCUUUCCAGUCCCUUAUCCACAGUAGGCGCUCGUACCGCGAGCUCCGGCUACUCAAGCACAUGAAACAUGAGAACGUAAUAGGAUUACUGGAUGUAUUCUCCCCUGCUGCAGCGCUAGAGGACUUCCAUGAAGUCUACCUGGUAACCAACUUGAUGGGGGCAGACCUGAACAACAUAGUCAAAUUCCAGCGUCUCUCUGAUGAGCAUGUGCAGUUUCUUAUUUACCAGCUGCUCAGAGGCCUCAAGUACAUCCAUUCAGCAGGACUGAUCCACAGAGACCUAAAACCAAGUAACGUGGCAGUGAACGAGGACUGCGAGCUGAGGAUCCUUGACUUUGGAUUGGCCAGACAGACAGAUGAUGAGAUGACGGGGUACGUGGCGACUCGCUGGUAUCGAGCGCCAGAAAUCAUGCUUAAUUGGAUGCACUACAAUCAGACAGUGGAUAUCUGGUCAGUGGGAUGCAUCAUGGGAGAGCUGCUGAAGGGGAAGGUCCUGUUUCCAGGCAACGACUAUAUUGACCAGCUGAAGAGGAUUAUGGAGGUGGUGGGCACCCCGACCCCUGACCUUCUACAGAAGAUCUCCUCUGAACAUGCUCAGAAAUAUAUCCAGUCUCUACCCUUCAUGCCCCAGCAGGACUUAGAGAAGAUAUUCAGAGGAGCCAACCCAAUGGCUGUGAAUCUACUGAAGCGCAUGCUAGUUCUGGACUGUGAUGGGCGUAUCUCUGCCAGUGAGGCUCUCUCCCAUCCUUAUUUCUCCCAGUACCACGACCCGGACGACGAACCAGAGGCCCUACCCUACGACCAGACGCUGGAGAGCAAGGACCGCACACUAGAGGAGUGGAAAGAGCUGGUGUUCGGGGAGAUGAAAGGAAUCAAAGCGCCUGUCAGCGAGACAAGUAGUCUACAGGUGGAACAGUGAAAGACAAACCCUGCCUCCUUCUGCUCGGUCUGUCCCGUCAGCUGAGGAAGGACCGACGUCUUGUCUCCGUCUGUCUGUCGGCCGGCGUUGGGGAGGCGGGAGGAUCUGAGAAAAAGAGAGAAACAACGCUGUGUCCCCUAGAGGCAUGACACCCCUCCCCUUGCUCACUGUGACUGGCUAUUUGACUGCCUGUCUUGAGUUUUGUAAAAGAGGAGCAGGGAGAGGGGAGGUCUGGUUGAACUGAAAGUGAUGAGAAUACGCACAUUACGAUGAUUACAGGGAGCAUGCUUUGAUAGGUAUAUGUUUACAGUCUGUUGAAGAGAGGUAGGAGAGAGAGACAGACAGAGACAGAGAGAGAAAGUAGCACUAGAGUUUUCAAACGUACCUAAGGGUCCAACUGGUAAAUGGUCAUUGGCUAUAGGUUACUGGAAAUCUAUCGUCAUGAAGACAUUUUAUAAGCAGUCAUAACGGAUGUCAGUUUAAGUAUGCUUAUAACACCUGUUAUGUCAUGGUAAUGACAGUUUUAUGACAUAGGGUUCUAGUGAAUUGUUGUCAAGAAUUUUCCACACAUUUUAUCAUAUUUCUAUUUUAGUUGUAGCAAAUAUCUGUUAUUUAACAGAAACGUACAUAAGAUGGUUCCUCCCUCGAUAUAUAGACCAAUGAAUACCCUUUGUGCUGUUACUGCACAACAUCCCCCAACACUCACCAAUAUGCCACUGAAUGACCAAUGACAGAGAUAUACUGUACAUGGACAGGAUUAGUGUCUGUAGGGUUUGAGACUUUGCAUCAUGUACAACUAUUGGCCAGAUUCCCUCAGCAUUUACAACUGUUUUUACAGAACAACACCGGUGGUAGUUUGUUUACGGAGACAAAACUGCAUUGCUGCAAAUGCUAUGUAGAUAUGUCCCAAUGUACAGGUAACUGCCAACAUAAAGAAUACACCAACAUAAAGUGUUUUAAUAGGGCCUUGGGCCAACACAAGCCAGAGCAGAUUCAGUGCACCUUGGCAAAGUUUCUGGAACUCUAUCGGUGGGAUGCGACACCGUUCUUCCACGGGAAAUUCGAUUGUUUUGUGUUUUGUUGAUGGUGGAAAACGCUGUCUCAGGCGCCGCUCCAGAAUCUCCCAUAACUGUUCAAUUGGGUUGAGAUCUGGUGACUGAGACAGCUACGGCAUAUGGUUUACAUCGUUUUCAUGCACAUCAAACCAUUCAGUGACCAUUCGUGCCCUGUCGAUGGGGGCAUUGUCAUCCUGUGGGGGCAUAGCCAUGGUGGCCAAAAUAAUGGCCUGCCCAGAAUUUUUAUACAUGACCCUAAACUUGAUGGGAUGUUAAUUGAUUAAUUAACUCAGAAACCAUACCUAUGUGGAAGCACUUGUUUUCAAUAUGCUUUGUAUCUCUUAUUAACUCAAGUGUUUCCAUUAUUUUUGCAGUUACCUGUAUGUAAGCAUGUAUGCAUUUGUUGCUGGUAUCACCCAUUUCAAAUUCCCUUGGCUCCAGUCCAACAGGUUUUACUAGUCCCUGGCUCUGUUGAGAAACCCAAACCUAUAGCUGAAGUUUACAUCUGAACAUUCAGCAGAUACCAUUACCCACAGUGACUCCCACAAAUACCAUUACCCACAGUGACUCCCACAGAUACCAUUACCCACAGUGACUCCCACAGAUACCAUUACCCACAGUGACUCCCACAGAUACCAUUACCCACAGUGACUCCCACAGAUACCAUUACCCACAGUGACUCCCACAGAUACCAUUACCCACAGUGACUCCCACAGAUACCAUUACCCACAGUGACUCCCACAGAUACCAUUACCCACAGUGACUCCCACAGAGACUCCCACAGAUACCAUUACCCACAGUGACUCCCACAAAUACCAUUACCCACAGUGACUCCCACAGAUACCAUUACCCACAGUGACUCCCACAGAUACCAUUACCCACAGUGACUCCCACAGAUACCAUUACCCACAGUGACUCCCACAGAUACCAUUACCCACAGUGACUCCCACAGAUACCAUUACCCACAGUGACUCCCACAGAUACCAUUACCCACAGUGACUCCCACAGAUACCAUUACCCACAGUGACUCCCACAGAUACCAUUACCCACAGUGACUCCCACAGAUACCAUUACCCACAGUGACUCCCACAGAUACCAUUACCCACAGUGACUCCCAGAUGCAUUAUGCAGAUUAAAUUGGAUUUAUAAUAGGUCUGAAUGUUGUAGUUUGAGGUCUAAUAUUCAGCAUGUUUUAAAGGGGCGUACUGAGGUGAACGAAUUACAGGGGAGUAAAAUAAUUCAAUUUUCAGUAAAAAACAUGUUCUGGAACUGCAACAUAUACUACCCCAAGAACUUCAACAUCAAUCAUAUACACAAUGCCUCAAUUACAGUAGAGAUCAUCCAAAAUACUCUUUCUCGAUUGAUGUUUGACUAUUUACGGUCUUGUAUGUGUCAUGUACAAAUGUUGAUUUUGGAAACUUGGUGGAUUUAAAUAGAACUGCAAAAAAGAUGAAUGUAUACAAAACUGUAUGUUUAAAAAACAAGUGUCUUUUCAUUCUAUGGUGGCAUGAAUUUUAACUGUACAAUUUCUGCCGUAUGCAUUUCCAAUCAAUAACCAAAUGUCAACUCUGUGUCAUAAUGCCAUGACAACUCAUGACAGUUGAUGUCAACCAACUCAACUCUAUUACAACAGUUAUAACACCAUUAUGCAGCAUGAACAAGUAAACAUUUGGUUACACAUAUUCAGAAUAAAUCAAAUCGAUCUAAUCCCUGUCUUGGUAACGUCAUGAAUGCGUGCAUCAAUCCAGUCUUGUUUUCUCACAAAAAUGAUUAAGUCUGUUGUUGUAUGGACAAACUCCUUUAUGUUUCCAAGUAUCACACAGCAGCCUAUCAGCCGGCAUGCAGCACUAUGUCCGUGGUGAGAAUCUGUCAUGGGCAUAGCAUGUUGUGGCAUUAUGAAAGACCACUUUACCCCAGAGUUACGGCCUACUCAUUCCUCCUCCACAUGGCCAAAGUUCCAUCAAUACUCCCAGCCCACACAAACAGUAGCUUUCCAGUGCUUUAUGGGUUCCAAGUCUGAGUAUACAUGGCCUUUUCUGUGUGUGUGUGUGUGUGUGUGUGUGUGUGUGUGUGUGUGUGUGUGUGUGUGUGUGUGUGUGUGUGUGUGUGUGUGUGUGUGUGUGUGUGUGUCAAUUUGCCUUCAAGGUCCAUUCUUGCAUGUCUCCAACAAACAUGCCUGCAGGCAUCAAACUAUGUCAUAAUAUCUCAGCCACCAUCAUGACGACGCAUGUAUCCUCUUCUUCCUCGUCAUCAAUAAAAGCUAAAUUCAUUACCA
Molecule: messenger RNA, 7435 nt
Organism: Oncorhynchus masou masou (cherry salmon)
Lineage: Eukaryota; Metazoa; Chordata; Actinopteri; Salmoniformes; Salmonidae
Product: mitogen-activated protein kinase 11-like
Exons: 21
Coding region: 3020-4105 (361 amino acids)
Biological process (GO): intracellular signal transduction; protein phosphorylation
Cellular component (GO): nucleus; cytoplasm
Molecular function (GO): ATP binding; MAP kinase activity
Source: RefSeq, a predicted model, not a curated record